CAAGAGAUAAUAGCCAAAGUAGAGAGUGGGCAGAUGUCUGAUGUUGCUAGGCAGUAUGGCUUGAAUAGGUCUACAGUAGGCACAAUCUUAGCUAAGAAAGAUAUAAUCAAGAAGACUCAAAGAGCUGAAGGAGUAACGAAAAUCAUAUCUGAGAAACAAAGAUGUUCCAUCCAUGAAAAAAUGGAGAGAUUGCUUUUAAUUUGGAUAAAAGAAAAGGAAAUGAAAAAAGAUGUAACUAGUAUGACUAUCAUUCAAAAGAAAGCUAGAGAAAUUUUUGAAGAACUGAAGAAACAAACUUCACAUUCAUCACAUGAGGAGAUAGAAUUCAAAGUUACUACUGGAUGGUUUUCAAAGAUUAGAAGGAGAACUGGCAUUAAACAUAUGGUAAUUCACGGUGAGUCUGCUAGUGCAGAUAAAGAAGAAGCUGAACAGUUCUGUCUCAGAUUUGAAGAAUUCAUUAAAAAAGAUGGAUAUUGUCCACAACAAAUUUGUUUAUUUUGGAAGUACAUGCCAAACCAUACCUAUGUUAUGAAAGAAGAGAAAAAUAUUCCUAGGCAUAAACCCAUGAAAGAUCAAUUGACAUUACUUUUGGGAGCUAAUGCUAGCGCUAUAUGGCUCAUUCAAAAGGCAUGGUCAGAAGUCACUCAACAACAGUUGAAUUCUGCUUGGCAAAAGUUGUCCCCCUCCUGUAUUCAGGGAGAGAGAGAUGAUGUCCCCAAAAUUAUGUAUGAAAUUGUGACAACUGUUAGAGUUCUGGAAUUGGAAGUGAAUAAAGAUGACAUUGAAGAGCUCAUAAUGGAAUCUGAAACUGAUCUGACGACAGAACAACUCCAAGAAUGCUUAAAUGAAGAACACCAAGAAACUCAGCAAGAUAUGUUUUUUUCUGAAAAAGAGAAAGAUCAAAAAGGAUCAAUGCCAACAUCUGCUAUUAAAGAACUUUUGAAGAAUGGGCAGGCCCGCCGUAAGCGGGCGUGCAAGGCAUGCACCGCACGCGGGAGGAACGUUCAGGGGGGUGGCAAAUCGAGCGAUCAGUCAUGUAAUAUUCAAAGUCAUUGUCAUAAUACUCACCCUACUUAUAGCAUAAGAAAUGUCUUCGCAUGGAGAAAAAAUCCGACCGGCGUGCAAUUACUAUAUUCUUAUUUAUAUUAUAGCAUUAACAGCGCCUCUAUUGGCAUUUAUCAAAAUUAAGAUGCAAUGCGAAAUGUCUAUCAGCAGGUUGAACCAUCCGGCAGCGCCCAAAAGCCAAGUACCCAUAGUUGUGCUCUAUAAGAGAAGUUGACAGGACUGGCGAAAAUAGGGAAUCCCACAGAGCUUCCUUCUCAAUUUGUACUUGUAGGCAUUCGAACAGUUAAAUCGCAUAUCAAAUUGCAAUUAUUUUGUUAAUAAUUCUUCUGACAUGGGUCUAAGUAUAAUUAAUGAUAUUUUAACUUGGUUAGGAUUUAAAUCUAAAGCUUAAAGACGA
Messenger RNA from Centruroides sculpturatus (bark scorpion), 1462 nucleotides. RefSeq lists its product as uncharacterized. NCBI's taxonomy places the organism in Eukaryota, Metazoa, Arthropoda, Arachnida, Scorpiones, Buthidae. The record is from RefSeq and is a predicted model, not a curated record. Gene Ontology annotation, cellular component: nucleus. The transcript has 2 exons. The coding region runs from base 34 to 1188 and encodes 384 amino acids. Gene Ontology annotation, molecular function: DNA binding.